CCGGAAAAUACCGUGAGACGUUUAGUGCAGGACUACUCAGAUAAGCCUUCCUUCACAAUCUAUCCCUGCUGGAAUAGUGAAACUUUGCAGAAAGGCAUCUAGAAUCGGGACUGUAGCCGCACACUGAAGUUCAAGAACUUCACCUGAAUCAUGGGGAACAUUUUCGGGAAUUUACUGAAGAGCCUCAUAGGGAAGAAGGAGAUGAGGAUCUUGAUGGUGGGGCUCGAUGCUGCAGGAAAAACAACGAUCCUCUACAAGCUCAAACUGGGGGAAAUAGUCACCACAAUCCCAACCAUUGGGUUCAAUGUGGAGACGGUGGAGUAUAAGAACAUCAGCUUCACUGUGUGGGAUGUGGGUGGGCAGGACAAGAUCCGCCCCCUCUGGAGACACUACUUUCAAAACACACAGGGUCUAAUCUUUGUGGUGGACAGUAAUGACAGAGAGCGUGUGAACGAAGCUCGAGAAGAGCUGAUGAGGAUGCUGGCUGAGGAUGAACUGAGAGAUGCAGUCCUGCUUGUGUUUGCCAAUAAACAGGACUUACCCAACGCCAUGAAUGCUGCCGAGAUCACAGACAAGUUGGGCUUACACUCCCUGCGUCACCGCAACUGGUACAUCCAGGCCACCUGCGCCACCAGCGGCGACGGCCUCUAUGAGGGUCUUGAUUGGCUGGCCAAUCAACUGAAGAACAAGAAAUAAGAAGACAAGUGGAAAAAGCAGCCAGCAGCCACACCCGUCCAGCUUUUUAUUUGUUUUGGGAAAUGUGGGCGCCAGUUAGGAACAGGGGUUUUGAUUGAUUGGUGAAAGGCAAGAUUCUGGGUUUUAUUUUCAGUCUGUUGAGGUUCCCAAUAGUUUUAAGCGCUUGAUGAAAACAGGUUGUCACAUAUUUCAUAUUAAAUCACUCUCACACACACACACUCACACACAAGAAUGCACACUAACCAUAAGCAAUCACAGCAGACACUUGCUUUUCCUGUGUCCACCUCUUGUCCUUAGGUGCAAUGUACUGUAUGUUAGUCUCUAGGUGCUGUACCCAGUCAUGUGUGACCCCUCUGAGUCAGAUGUGACUUUUUGUCGAUGCCGUCUCUCAACCGUCACUCGUCCAUGUGAAGAACUGUUCUGUGUCAGUUGCACUUCCUGUUUGUUUGUUUUUCCUUUCCUGCAGGGGUAACAGAGCCAUGAUUGAGAACAAUCACAGCCUAAUAGUUCACUUUAACGGUUUGUCCUCCCUUUUAAUUUGCGAGCAAUGCUGAGGCACUUUGACACUCACAUAAUGUGUGUACAUGCGUGCGAGCGGGCAUGCAUGCUGCAGAAAAAGACGACAGGAUCGGACCUCCCUCUUUCAGACGUCCUCUCACUGCCUCAUUUUGGAAAUCUUUUGAUAUCUGUGGCAUGUUUCUACUGCCUGUGUGGCAACCCGGAGUGUCACAGCUGCCCUUUUUGAAUAUUUUAAAACGCUCGACACGUCCUCGACUGCCUGAACUGCAUGCAUCCUGGUAGACCUUGCUGACAGUGUUACAUACUUCUCCAUCCUCGGAGCUGCAUGGAUGUUGACGCUGUUUGUACAUUUCUCUCUCACUGCCCUCAUCGUGUUCUGGUGCUGUUUACAGUAGGAAAAUACCCAAACCACCAGUUUUUGCGCGUGGUUCUCAACAUGCGCUAAAUACAGCAUAGUCAGCUUUAUGGUCUUUUGAUGUGUAAGCAGUAUAUAGAUUAACUGUCCUGCACAUAAACACAACACACAUGACCUGUGCAGCUGCUGCUUGUCUGCCUUCAUGUGUGUCCGUAUGAGUACUCAAACUGUGUCAGGUUGCUCUCGCUUUGUGCGUUUUUGUCCCAGACUUGCAUAUCGGGGAAUGAUUCUGUUGCUGAUAAGUCUGUGUUACCGAAUGUGAAUAACGUUGAUGAACCUAUAUAUGGCUGUAAUGAUAUUUAUUUGACAUGCAUAUUCCUUUAUUUCAGUGACGCGUCGGCAUAAUCACGUGAAAGGAAGCAGGGUAAGCAGUUCAGUUCAUUCAGUACCGCGUCACCACUGAUACCAGCAGAAUCCACAGACUUGUGUCAGUAAAACUUUGUGCCAUACAUGGGUACUAAUCCUCAAAUACACAUGACAGUACAACAUGCUGUAAAUCCACACCACAGAGUUAUGAGUGCAUUGUUCAUAUUCCACAUCUAUGGUAUGUUAAAUCGUGAGUUUGAUCAUUUGGGUUUUUUGUGGCCUUACAUUUAGUGAUGACUUCAAAUUGAUUCCUUCCUAACUCCUUAGUUUCUGAUUUUACGUCACAUAUAUUUAUCUAGAAAGAAUCGUUUAACAGAUUUAUUUGUCUAUGCCCUCAAAAGGCGGGUUUUUGCACCAGAGUUCAGGAUGAUUAGGCAAAGGUUUUGUCCUUUUGUUUUGCCAGUAUACUUGAUUCAUAUUAGGUGGUAGAUUUCUUUGGUUUUCUUUGGGGUGUAAAGAAACUUUGAUGUAGACUGUGUCUGUGAAACAAUAAUAAUCUGUGCGAAAAAAAAAGAAAAAUACUUCUGAUGAUUCAUUCUGUACCGUUAUAGUUACACAAGUAGAUUUAAAAACGGUGAAGACCAUGUUUUAAUGCUUGAAUGCAAGGAGACAUCUGUAUGUGAUGUAAGACAACAAACUAAAU
This is a messenger RNA of Chelmon rostratus (copperband butterflyfish), 2639 nucleotides long. Its product is annotated as ADP-ribosylation factor 3. Lineage: Eukaryota; Metazoa; Chordata; Actinopteri; Chaetodontiformes; Chaetodontidae. Gene Ontology annotation, biological process: intracellular protein transport; vesicle-mediated transport. The transcript has 5 exons. Bases 151 to 696 code for a protein of 181 amino acids. The record is from RefSeq and is a predicted model, not a curated record. Gene Ontology annotation, molecular function: GTPase activity; GTP binding. Gene Ontology annotation, cellular component: plasma membrane; cytoplasm.